UUUUCGAAGAAUUACAAGAACAUGAUCGGCAAACUGUAUGGCCAACAUGAGUUUGUGUCCCUGUGAGAUAUUUUGGCUAGCGCUGAUUUUAACGCCAGAACCACUUCCAUCGAAUUAAGGGUGAUUGAGGAAUGCUCGGAGGAUCCGACAGAUAAUAUUCAAGAGGAAACUGUCGUACAAAAUGCCGGAGAGAACAACGAAGUAAUCUGUGAAUGGGAAAUCUGAAAACCGGCAGUUGGAAAGCAAAGAUUAUUAUCAAGACUGCUUCGAAGGUUACAACGACAGCUGCCGAAAGCAAAGCAUUACCUAAACCGGCAAAACGAAAAUUUAGUUUAAGAAGGAAAUCUCGAGUCGAGUUUUGUGUUAAACCAGACGUUAGACAGGGAAAUGUGGAAUUAAGCACUACGGCAUCAGCUGUUUGGAAAUCCUGUAAACGUCCCUACUACAGUGCUGUGCCAUCAAAAAUUUUAUGUCUAGAAUGUAGGAAAACAUUAACGAGGUAGGGACCUUAAGCAUGGAGGACGGCAACACGACGAGGACAUGGUUGGAAUACUCCUUUAAAUAAAUGUUAUGCUGCCGUCGUCGUGCUCCCGUCCUACAUGCUUUAGGCACAGAGCAUACAGAGGUUUGAUGUUGUUAGCCAGUGCGCUAAAGAGAGGCCCUAUCCCCCCCCGAACAUUAUAAAUAGCCAUCGCUAUAUAAAUAAACAGAUCGCUCCCACUUCUAUACUCUUCUAAAGGAUAAGAACUAACAAAAUCUGGUUUUGAGAAAAAAAUUGAGCAACGUUUUUGUCAAAAAUACGAUUUCUCCAGAUAGUUCUGUCUCGGCUGUUUAUAUUCCAUACAUGUGUUCAAGCCGCCGCCAUAUGCAUGCUUUCCCGGGGGGAGAAGGCCUCUCUUGAGCGCACUGGCUAAGCCAGGGGUACGCAAAAUUAAUGGUGUCUGGCAACGCCGCGUUGCGCUGCGUUUUCCAUCCGGUCCGACGCAGCGAUUUCAGAUUUUAAAUAUUCCAGUUUUAAAUAUUCCAGUUUUUAGUACUCCUGGUCUUACCACCCCCCUAUUCAAUCAAUACGAUUGUAUGGUUGAAUAUUGACUGAAGUGUUAUUAGUUACCACUGUUGUGUGGAACUUUGUAUUGCAAGCAUUUCGCUUCAGCUUUCAAGCUGGAUCGUAAGUUCAAGUAAAAUUGUCUUGUGACUGAAACGGAAAGAAAAAAAGAUUAAAAAUGGCGCUCACAGUUGACCAGAUGCUAGAAAAGAUCGGGGAAUUCUACAAAUUCCAAUGGCUAUUGCUAGGCAUUUUUGGCUACGCCGUCUUCGCUCUCGAUGCAUUCCCUAUUAUGAUUGUGACAUUUAUUACGGCCGAACCAGAAUGGGAAUGCGUAAAAGGAUACAACACUUCGGUUUGUAAUUUUACGAAACCAAUUGGGUUAACCAGCGAUGAUUAUGAGGCAAGAUGUGAUAUGCCGAGGGACGCCUGGAGAUACGUUGAUGGAUUUACCUCAACAGUUACCGAGUACGAUCUAGUAUGUGAGAAGUCACUGUUACAGUCAGUUGCACAGUCAUGCUACUGGGUUGGAAUGUUGCUUGGUUUGAUCGCUGGUGGAUACUUGGCAGAUAAAUUUGGUAGAAAAAUUAUUUUCUACAUUGGUUCAGCUACCAUUAUUAUUGCGACAUGGAUAAUGAUCUUCCCAGAAUCUUUUAUUGUUUUUAUCGUAUGUCGAGUCUUUAUUGGUCUUGGCUCAGGUUUUCACAGCGUGAUCAACUUCGUUAUGCUCACAGAAUUCACAACAGAAAAACACCGUGCAAAAAUAGGUGUUGGUUCCUUCUAUUUCUGGGUGGCUGGUUUGAUGUUUUUGCCGUUGAUAGGCUAUUUUGUUACCGAAUGGAGAUAUUUUUUACUCGUAACUGCUUGCUUUGCAAUACCGUGCUUAUUCACAUGGUGGUUUAUUCCAGAGAGUGUACGUUGGUUGUUACUUCGCGGGAGAAAAACAGAGGCGAAAGAACAAUUGGAGAAGGUCGCUGCCAUUAACGGAAGAGAAAUGCCAAAUGAAAGCUUACAGAAUAUUGAAUCGAGUGGUGAAACUGGAAGUUUCAAACAUCUUUUUUUCAACUGGAAAGUGGCGAAAAUCACGUUGAUUAAUUGGAAUUUGUGGAUUGCAAACUCUUUAGUUUAUUACGGUGUUUCGUACGGCUCAGUUGAUCUUGGUGGAAAUCGAUACGUAAACUUCGCUUUAACAAGCAUUGUUGAACUCCCGUCCAAUAUUUUAUGCAUCUUCGUUGCUAACAGAUAUGGUAGGAAAAAAACGGUCAUUGUUGGUUUGAUUGUUGCUUGCAUUGCCGCCCUUAUUUCUGUCGCGAUACCUGACGACCAGUCUAAUGACGGAUAUACUGGUGGCAGAAUCUUUUUAGCUGUUUUGGCAAAGUUCUUCAUUAAUAUGGCAUUUUCAGGAAUUUUUAUCUGGAGCACAGAAUUAUUUCCCACAUUUAUAAGAGGUAUGGGGGUAAGUACAUCAUCGUCUGCUGCCAGGAUAGGAUCCUUUUCAGCAAGCUACAUUGUUUGGUUGAUUCGCAUUCAUUCCAUCCUACCGUUUGGAAUUAUGGGAAUUAUUUGCCUUGAAGCUGCAAUUGUGGCAACGUUUUUGCCCGAAACGAAUGGAAGACCAACUAUUGAAACAUUGCAUGAGAUGGUAAAUUACGAAGAGGCGAAAAGGCGUUCCGUGGUUAUGAGUGAAGUCAUUGCCAUCAGUAAAGCAGAAAUUAAUGAAAAUACACAUAUGUAGCACGUUUUUACAGGGUGUUUGGAGGUGGGGGGAGGGAAGGGCUGAGUGGGCUAUAGCGGGCUAUAGCCCCACACUUUUUCGACUACCAUUUAAGAGGUAAAGUACUACAGGGUCAGUAACUGCAUUUUCCUGACAGACAUUAUUGAAAAGCCCCGUGUGUUAAAUUAUGUUUUAUUAUGCACUAUAGUUGUGUUUUCAUAUUAAAAAUCACUAUUGGUCGCUGUCUAUCAUCUUAAUACGUUUUU
Molecule: messenger RNA, 3025 nt
Organism: Dendronephthya gigantea
Lineage: Eukaryota; Metazoa; Cnidaria; Anthozoa; Malacalcyonacea; Nephtheidae
Product: solute carrier family 22 member 5-like
Exons: 12
Coding region: 1224-2780 (518 amino acids)
Biological process (GO): transmembrane transport
Cellular component (GO): membrane
Molecular function (GO): transmembrane transporter activity
Source: RefSeq, a predicted model, not a curated record